Petromyzon marinus (sea lamprey) is the source of this 2662-nucleotide messenger RNA. Its product is annotated as arf-GAP domain and FG repeat-containing protein 1-like. NCBI's taxonomy places the organism in Eukaryota, Metazoa, Chordata, Hyperoartia, Petromyzontiformes, Petromyzontidae. Gene Ontology annotation, cellular component: membrane; cytoplasmic vesicle; cytoplasm. The record is from RefSeq and is a predicted model, not a curated record. Gene Ontology annotation, molecular function: GTPase activator activity. Gene Ontology annotation, biological process: spermatid nucleus differentiation; intermediate filament organization; acrosome assembly.
ACCCCCCCUACAGCGACCUCUAAGGACCACAGAGCGGCGAAGGGAGUUGUUGUUGUUGACGCAAACUCGCGCCUCCGGUAAAAGACAACACGAGGGAAGAAGAGGAGCGGGGGAGGGGGGAAGGCCUUCUUCCCACCACCACCAACAACAACCACCAACAACAACCACCACCACCCACCAACAAAACCACCACCCACCCCUCUGCGACCCGUUAUAGCCGGAGAGGGCGACGUCCAGACGGCAGGGGAGAGCAGCAGCAGCCGCCGCAGGAGGAGGUGGUGGUGGUAGUGGGUGAAGGAGGAGAGAGAGAGAGAUAGCAGUGGCAAAGAGCAACAGAGACAUGGCGACGGGCAACAGCAGCAGUAAGGAGAAGAAGAAGCAGGAGGAGGAGGAGAAACAUUUGAGGCUCCUGCGGGAGCUGUCGUCUCUGUCGCACAACCGGCGGUGCUUCGAGUGCGGGCAGCGGGGCCCCACGUACGUGGACGUGAGCCUGGGCACCUUCGUGUGCACGGCGUGUAGCGGACUCCUCCGCGGAUUAAACCCGCCGCAUCGCGUCAAGUCCAUCACGAUGACGACGUUCACUGACCAGGAGUUGGACUUCCUUCACAAGCACGGCAACGAGGUGUGCAGGAUCAUCUGGCUGGGUCUGUACGACGAACGGUCGUCCCUUGCGCCCGACUUCAAGGACCCGCAGAAAGCCAAGGAAUUCCUGCAGGAAAAAUACGAGAGGAAGAAAUGGUUCGUGGCGCCCGAGCAGGCGCGCACCGUGGCGGCGCUACACGCGUCGCUCUCGGGCUCCUCCGCCAGCAGCGGCAGCAGCACCCCCGAGGUGCGGCCGCUCCGAUGCGCGGGGCCCGCGGGGUCCGGCACGCCGACGCUCGACGGGCUGCGGCACACGCCUACGCAGUCUCCCGUAGUGAGCCGCCCGCAGGCUCUGCCACCCGCUCACUCCCGUCGACCGGCCCCGGUUGAGCUGAUGGAGGACCUGCCAGGGGAUCCGUUCGGCACCUCGACUCAACCCCCCCCUCCUCCUCCGCCACCACCGGGCAGCGCCUUUCCCGGCUUCCCCUCCGUCGCUGCCGGCUCCGGAGGCUCGAACUUCGCAAACUUCGAUUCGUUCGGAGGGUCAGGUUCUUCGGGCAGCUACGCACCGUUUCCCAAAAGCGGACACCCGGUCCGGGCUCAGAGCACAGCCUCCAGGCCAGUCCCCUCCAGCGCAAGCUUCGCCGAUCUCUCCGGCCCAUUCCAUUUGCCGAGAGCCCACGGGGGAGAGGCGUCCGGCUCGGCUUUCGCCAACUUCGCCGACUUCGACAACUUCCCCAAGUCGUCGAGCGCCAACUUCGGCUCGGCGCUGGGCGGCAGCGGUGGCGCCGCGGCGCGACCCGGAACCGGAGGGGAGGUGCCGCCCGCGGACAAAUACGCGGCGCUCGCCGACCUCGACAGCAUGUUCAGCGCCGGCAAGCAGCCGUCCCCCGCCGCCGUGGGCGGUCACGUGACCACGUACGUCCUGUCGGGGCCGGCGGACCAGCGGUUCACGGAUCAGCGCGGGGCGUACGCGCCUCACGGCAGCCCCGCCGCUUCCUCCGCUCCUCUGGGCUGCAGCGCGUACAGCGCGGGAGUCGCGGCGCUGGGGCCCGUGCCAGCGCAAGCGGUCGCCGGCGCCGGAUUCGCAGCCGGCAGCAGCAACCCGUUCCUUCCGGCGGCACCGGCGGCAGCGAUUGUGGGCAGCACCAACCCGUUUCAAACGCAGGCCAACGGCUUUGCGUACGGCGGAGCGCCGGCCGCCGCCGCCGCUGCCGCCGCCGCCGCCGCACCAGCUGUGAUGCCGGCCGGAUUCGGCGUUCCCGUCGGCUAUGGCGGCGUGGGGAGCGGCGGGCAGGCUGCCCACGUCGGAGUGCAGUACUCCCAGCGUGCAGCGCUGUACGUGCAGCCGGCGGCCUACGGAGUGCAGCACGGUGAGUCUGCGUACGCCGCUGCUUAUGCGCAGCCCAAGGUGAUGGCCGGGCAGUUUGGCCAAAGCACACGGACAUUGCCGACGAACCCCUUUGUGAGUGGUGCGACCUCAGGGACGUUUCCAAGCACCAGUGUCUCCAACAAUCCCUUCCUGUAACCCCCGACUUUGCCUUCCACCCUCCCACCCACCCACCCACUCGCUCACCCACUCGCCACUUGCUAACCUACUCGCUCGCCCUCUCACCCGCCGUCUCACACGACCCAACUAGCCUGCUCACCAACCCACCUGCCCACCCACAUACUCAUUUGCACAUCCACAUACCCGCCCGCCCGCCCGGCCGCCCGCUCGCUCGCUCGCUCACACACCCCGUAUACUCGCCUCCUACCCACUUGCAGACAUAAUCACCCAUCCACACACAACAACAAGAACUGUCGUUCACUAAGUGGCAGUGAUGUCACCACUAAGUGGCAGUGAUGUCACCACUAAGUGGCAGUGAUGUCACCACGGCGAUUGUGCCGCGAUAGGUGCACUUUUAGGUGACGGGAAAUGUCGAAGGCCCGCUGGCAGGUCACGGAACGUACCUCAGGUGCCACGGGGUGACUGAGAUGACUGGCAGAUGCACCAACGAAGACAAAGAUCCCCCGUAUAGCCUCAACAGACUGUAGGGGCAAGUGCUGUUAGCGAGCACCUAUGAAGACCGGAACGGCA